Messenger RNA from Lytechinus variegatus (green sea urchin), 1077 nucleotides. Its product is annotated as protein kish-B-like. The transcript has 3 exons. Lineage: Eukaryota; Metazoa; Echinodermata; Echinoidea; Temnopleuroida; Toxopneustidae. The coding region runs from base 116 to 340 and encodes 74 amino acids. The record is from RefSeq and is a predicted model, not a curated record.
GCUACGCUAUACGGUGGCAAAUUUUUAUUUUGGUAGAAUCGCAACGACCAGACAUCUGAGGCUGAGGUUGAAAUUUUUAAGUCUUCAACAACAUGAAAGUUGUGAUAAAUCAAAAAUGACAAACGCAUACUCAUUUGAUGGUCUAAUUGUGUUUGGACUUCUGGUUAUUUGUACAUGUGCCUACAUGAGGAGAGUUCCUCGUCUUAAACAGUGGUUCCUAUCAGAAAAGAAAGGUUUCUUUGGAGUCUUCUACAAAGCUUCUAUUAUUGGAACUCGUCUCCAUCUGUUCACUGCAUUAUCAUGUGUGUUCAUGGCUGUGUACAUCAUGUUCCUGAAAUGACCUUACAUCAAUGACUUUUCCAAAAUGAAACUCUCCCAGGAGCAUUGUUCAUCACCAAAUUUACAUGGAGGGUACCAUGAAAUCAGUGUGAUGGAUAGGACAGCAUUUGUACUGUGUGUGGCUUUAAUAGAUCACUUCUGGAUGAGUGUGGAAAGAACAUUGUGCUGGACAGAAGAAAUGAAACAUUUUUCAACAUGAUUUUUAUCUGAAAAGGAAGCAGAGUUAUAAGACCAUUCCAGGUUUAGUGAUGCACAAUUGGAGAUGAUCUUCUGAUAUAUGUCCUGAAACAAAAUGGCUUGAAUUCACUAAGGUGGUUUUUAAAACCAUCGGUUGAACCCAUGGUAUGCAGAUUUCCUGUAUAAAUUACCCUUAUUUACCGCAUUUUUAUAUUAAAAAAUGUCCAAUGCUGAUGCUCACUUUUGUCAGUGUGCCGAAUUGAUGCCUGUUGCCAUGGUUAUCCACGCUAUUUUAUUCACAAGUUGACUGUUUUGAAUUAAUGACUUCACUCUUCAAGCAGUGGACUCAUCAAACAGUCUGCACUCUUUAAGCAGUGAACUCAUGAAUAAAAUAGCAUACUUAACCAUGGCAACAGGCUUCAAUUUGGCGCACUGUGACAAAAGCGUGUGUCAGCAUUGGACAUUCUUUAAUGUACACAGUGAAUAAGCAUAAUUUAUACAGGAUAUCUGCAUAAAUCAUGGGUUCAACCGAUGGUUUUAACAUCCACCUUUGCGAAUCCG